UUUCUCAUCAAAAUUUACACAGGAUUUGAAACCAAUUAGUUCUGGAAAUAAACCGUGAUUGCAAUUUGAAGUUUAUUUUAAUUUACAAAAAAUGGCGCUUCGUAUUUGGACUGUGGGAUUUAAGAGAAAUGCUCUUCUAGCAGUUGCCCCAACGAGGAUAUUAAGCAUGCCAGUAAGCCGCACUCUAAUGGAAAGAAAGAAUCUGCAGCCGUUUUUCACAAAGCCAAGCGUUGUGUUCUCAAGAACGGCGCUCGCACAUCAUUGGGGGGCAGUUCCAAUUGUUGUGAUCACAGUGGUUGGAUUUACCCUGGAAGUGCUGACCUGGAUUCGCCUUGCCGUCACCCGGGAUGAUGUGUGGUGGACCAAGAACUCGGGCAACUGCAUGUUUGUGGAGACCCGUAAGGGCUAUGCCGCGCCCAACCGCAAGUUCUUGACAUACAAUCAGAAAUAUGAGACUCCAGCUGGACUGAUUGAGGCCCUGCAGGGGAAUACGGAUGGUCCUUCGGAAGAUGAAAAAAAAACGAAGAAGUAGCUGAAAAUGGUUUCGUCUUUGGAGGCGUUGAGUUCCGCUUGGAGAUCUUAUUGAUAAUACUAUUAAACGAAGCAUUGAGUUAGAACGAAGCCACUGAAAAGCCACCUAAAUUUUUAAAUAAAACUUCAGGUCAGUGCCACAGGACAUUCUACACAUGAAAAA
Molecule: messenger RNA, 694 nt
Organism: Drosophila subobscura
Lineage: Eukaryota; Metazoa; Arthropoda; Insecta; Diptera; Drosophilidae
Exons: 6
Coding region: 92-532 (146 amino acids)
Source: RefSeq, a predicted model, not a curated record